Eptesicus fuscus (big brown bat) is the source of this 507-nucleotide messenger RNA. RefSeq names its product chromosome 9 C1orf122 homolog (gene C9H1orf122). The record is from RefSeq and is a predicted model, not a curated record. The transcript has 3 exons. The coding region runs from base 280 to 423 and encodes 47 amino acids. Lineage: Eukaryota; Metazoa; Chordata; Mammalia; Chiroptera; Vespertilionidae.
CGCCCAGGCCCGCUUCCGGGAGGAAGUGACGCACCCAGUCAGCUUCCGGCUCGGGAGGCUCGGCCCCACCUCCGCGCCGGGCAACUUAAAGGGACCACGACUCCCAGGAGGAUUGAAGGAGACCGGGAGGCUGCCGGCGUGGACCGUGGGAAGGCGGGGCUGGGGCUCGGCGGGAGGCCACCCCCGCAGCCGCCCCGGGAUGAGCGCGCCCAGCAGCUGCUGGACGCGGUGGAGCAGCGGCAGCGGCAGCUCCUGGACACCAUCGCCGCCUGUGAGGAGAUGCUGCGGCAGCUGGGCCGCCGGCGCCCGGAGCCGGCGGGUGGCGGGAAUGUCUCAUCCAAACCCGGGGCGCCCCCCCAGCCAGCUGUCUGCGCCAGAGGCGGUUUCCCAAAGGAUGCUGGCGAUGGAGCUACGGAACCCUGACCAUUCCCGAGCCCGUGGCCCUGAGUUCUCUCCCUCCGGGGGGCUGGUGGCUGGACUCUGAACAACUGCCUUCAGUAAAGGACC